UCGACGGGACUCGGACUCGGGGCUGUUGCGACGGUCGUUUGCAGCCAGUCCAUCACCUUGUUGGUGUGGCAGUGGCCAAGAGAGAAUGGACGAGAGGACAGACGUGAUGUGUAUCUUUCCAGCCUCGUGUCGACAACUCGGCCGCGUGACUUGCCAGUUGCCAGGCGGACAGAUUGUUCUCCACCCCACCCCACCACCCCGUUCAAUUGUUCAUCCUUUCCAUUCGAGUCCCCGUCUGGCAGUCUCGUGGACAAGAUGUGAUUAUAUCCCAACGGUGUGA
This is a messenger RNA of Protopolystoma xenopodis, 280 nucleotides long. Lineage: Eukaryota; Metazoa; Platyhelminthes; Monogenea; Polystomatidea; Polystomatidae. The record is from the annotation of a GenBank genome assembly.